Molecule: messenger RNA, 2008 nt
Organism: Suillus subaureus
Lineage: Eukaryota; Fungi; Basidiomycota; Agaricomycetes; Boletales; Suillaceae
Product: quinon protein alcohol dehydrogenase-like superfamily
Exons: 5
Coding region: 49-1614 (521 amino acids)
Molecular function (GO): protein binding
Source: RefSeq, a predicted model, not a curated record
AAUUGCCACAAUAUUUCAUCCAUCUGCUACUUUCCGGAUGGCAAGCAAAUGAUCAGCGGAUCAGGGGAUAAGACCGCUAGACGAUGGGACUUGCGGGCUGGCAAGGAGAUUGAGAAGGCGCGAGAAGUUUGCGAGCAGGGAGUACAUGCGGUGGGGGUAUCAAGGGAUGGUCGAUGGGUUGUGACGGGUGGUGGAUAUUUCAACAAGUGCCCGGGGGAGCUCAAAAUCUGUGAUGUUCGGACGGGGAUUAUGAGAAGAUUUGAAGACCAUUCAAUGGAAAUCACCUGCAUUGACAUGUCUGCGAACAGCUCGUUGCUGGCGAGCGGGUCGAUAGAUUGCACAGUGCGAAUAUGGGAAUUGGAUACCGGCAAACUGGUGGCUGGCCCAUUCAAAAUUGAUAACAUUUUGACUGGGGUGGGCGCGGUUCGGUUCUCACAAGACUUGAAGAAGCUCGCAGUCAAGUCAAGAGUAGCAACGUGGCUUGAAGUGUGGGAUGUCGAAGCACAGAAAUUGGACGUCAGAAUGGGGAAAGAUCCUCGUCACGGGUUAACGACUCAUGCACCGGUGUUCUGGACAACCAAAGACAAAACAAUCGUGGCCGCAUUGAACAUCGGGCAGGAUUUGAAUGCCAGCCCCUCAUCGGAAUGGCACAAGGCGAUUCAUGAGUUGGAUGCAUUAACGCUACAGACUGUCGGAGCUCCCUUCGAAGGGCACACCAUUGGCAUCUCUGAUCUAGCACUUUCAUUCGAUUGUGCUCUUCUCGCUAGUGCUUCUUGGGAUAAUACCAUCAAGCUAUGGGCCUUCCAGUCUCGCCAGCUCCUUGCCUCAUUUGACGUUCAGGAUCCCUUCAUCCUUAUCAUCCCUCCCAACUCACACCAGCUGGUUUACUCGACUUACGCCGAGUCCGAGAUCCACAUAUGCGACAUUCCACCCAAGAUCAUUGCCAUUAUCUGGCCUAAUACCAGUGAAUCUAAACAUCACAAUAUCCUCGAUGUACGUGAUCCCUAUUCAUCUACGCCAUCCCAUCAAUGCAUUUUUUUGCGGUCUGACGCAACACGUCGUGCUGUGCCUCGUAAACCAGUGAUUUCACCUGUCACAUCUUUUACUCCUCGGCCGCAAAGACCUUCCCAUACCACACAGCAACGUGAUUUCUUUCGCUACCUCCGCAUGGUCCUUCCUUCUCGCACGAACGCACAUUGGAAAGAUCAUUCCCGUGAUCUCCUGGACUUCCCUGCUACAUCUCCACUGCCUCGCAACUCCUCUCUGUCAGCGCAGGAAACGGCUGAGACCCGUUCACGUAUGGAUCUCCACGAAAAUCUUCGACAUACCGCCCAAUCAUCAGCUACUGCUCCUACGACCUUCAAAGCCCGCUUAUACGACCUAUGGAUGGGUCAUGCAUUGCCGCAUAUUGUCGAUGUUCCUCCCGCGCAGGGUAAAGAGCGCAAUGCUGCAGCGGAUGCUCCUCCCAAAAACAACAGGGACUGGAUACCUUAUGAGGACUACGUUCCUUCUCGUCCUCCUUCACCGAACCCCGAUUCACAACCACAUCCACCAUUCAUAGUGCAGAUCAAUACUGGAGAGCAUGGACGCAGCCGGUUAUGUGGUUGCUUCUAAAUCUAUGCCAUGCAUAUUCUCAUGGAUAUUUUUCAUUUCAUUGUAUUGCUCCUCAUGUGCUAGAAAGCCGACUUCUGAAUUUGUGGCCAUUACACCCCUCGGAUUACUCUCCGUCCUUGUAAUACAAGCCUCGCGUCUUCUGUUAGAUGCGACCACGGUCAUUGAUAUUUCCCAUCUGUAGAUGUCCCAGCACGCAAGGACCUUGGUGAAUAAAAGUGCCCUAGUAGGUGUACGGUGCGUGCGCAGGCCAGGGUCAGUCCCUGAUUAAUAUCACCAAUAUCACCACCGCUUUCAAGUUCUGGCAUGGGAUUCGGAUGUCUAUCUGAAGUCUAUAACAGUCGAUCAUUGCAGAUUCUACAAAGUGUGCUCUUUACACAGCAACACUAUGUAUCAU